Oikopleura dioica is the source of this 1734-nucleotide messenger RNA. NCBI's taxonomy places the organism in Eukaryota, Metazoa, Chordata, Appendicularia, Copelata, Oikopleuridae. The record is from the annotation of a GenBank genome assembly.
AUGAAGCUUUUAAAAAUGUUCUUGUUCCUGGGUGCAUCCCAGGGGCAAGAUACAGCCUGCCCAGCCGGCUGGACGCCCGGAAAAGAUAAAUGCUUCAAAGUCAUUCCAGGACGAGGCGUGAAACUGAGAGACGCUGGUAUUGCUUGCAAAGGACUUGGCGGCGAUUCUCGCCUGUUUACGCCAUCUAGCCCGAAAGAAAUUCAAGAAGUAAAGACUCUCGCGCAGAAGCAAAGCUUUGGUCUCAACUGGGCGCAGAUGAUUCAGUAUUUUACCGGCUCGGAUGCCCCCGAAGCUAUGACUGAUCCGGGCAUGGCCCGAGUCUGGAUCCGAAAAACGAAGUCGCUGUUGAACGCUGGUCUUGUCGCGAAAAAUGAUAUGAAGUUCAUCCGAAUGAACAAGGGGCAAUUUCAGCUGACGAGUCCUUCGUUGAAGUCGUUUUUCGGAAAAUCUCUUUGUGAAAUUCCGAAACAAAAGAUCGUCUGUGGCGAUUCUAGAUAUUGCUAUCAGCGGGAAAGUUUGCUCUGCGACGAGAUUAAGUACGAUGGAGAAAUGGACACGACGGAGAUGGGGUACAAAUGCGCAGCGUGGAAUGAUGAAAGUGUUUGGCCACAUGCCUACAAGGAAAAUGGGGCAACGCAUAAUUUCUGUCGAAAUCCUACGAAUGAUGAAGAUGGUCCUUGGUGCUACACUGAUAGUCCUGAUGAGAAGUGGGAUAGAUGCCCAGUUCCACAAUGCAAAGAGCCCGAAAAUGAGUUUCUCCGCGAUCAAGCUGCUUGCGGAAAACGACCAUUGAAGCAAGACGCGGAAAGAAUCAUUGGAGGCCGAGAUGCCAAAUUGGGAGAAAUCCCAUACCAAGCUCGCUUGAGAUACAAGCAGCAGCUCAACUUUGGAGGACAAAGGACAGAUCAUCAAUGCGGUGCGACGAUUAUCUCGAGUUGUUGGGUUUUGACCGCGGCGCAUUGCAUUCCGACAGAGGAUUGGUUCACUGGAGGCAAAAAUGUUGGUCAAGGUGGACAAGAUUGGUUCAGAGUCGAUGUUGGUUCGAGAUUCUUCUACUCAGACGCUAAUCUGGAUGUCAUCACAGAGCACCCCGAAAAAUUCGAAGAUGCCAAGACCUUCCAAAGCUUCCGUGUCAAAGAUGUCAUCAUGCAUCAGCGAUACAAGCAUCCAAACAACGAUUUAACACUCAUCCAACUUUUCCCGAGCAAAGAAGACGGUACUUGUAUUGUCUUCGACGAUCACACUCAGCCUGCCUGUAUCAAUACUGACAACUUCCGAUUCGGAGAAGGCGACAAAUGCUCAAUCUCUGGCUGGGGCGAUACAAGCGUCGAAACAGAAGGAAUUCAACUGGCCCACACGCUGCAGACAGCGAAUGUCGACAUAAAAGACUUCAAAAACUGCGCAAAAUCGUACCGUGAUGUGAAGCGAUAUCUCAAGCCAAAAAUGCACAUGUGCGCUAGCGCUCCUGGAGUCGACACUUGCCAGUCCGACUCUGGAGGACCACUUGUUUGCUACAAAAACGCCCAGGAAUGCGAAGGAAACUGCGAAUUCGUUGGCGACCGAGGAUAUUUGACCGGUGUCGUCAGCUUUGGAAAUGGCUGUGCAAGGGAAGACUUCCCUGGAGUCUAUGUUCCUGUCUCGCAAUACUACAACUGGAUCAAGAAGGAGGUCGAAAGGGCAGGACCAAAUCCUUACGAGAGAAGAAUGGUCUGUACGGAUCCAAAAUGCGUCUAA